UAUGACCCUGAACAGCAAUUAUAAAAGACAGAGAGUGAGCGAGCACUCCCAAGAUUCUGAAGAAAUGAGUGUAUCUGAUCUUAAUAUUCAUUUUGACUCAACUAAACUAGAAAACCAUCACAAAGCUUUUAUCUCAAAGACUUCCAAAAAUGGAAAAUUCAACAAAUUCAGAAAAAUUUUUAAAAUACAAAAGGGUCGUUCUUCUAAAAGAAAGAAGCAUAUCCUCAAGUUCUACCAAAUUAGCAUUCUAGAGAACUACUUCAUGAAGGAUCCUGAUUGGCAGAUGGCCACAGUCGAAAUUGCUGCUGCCAAAUUGGGAUUACCAGUCAAGAAAGUAUAUAAGUGGGGAUAUGAUAGAAAGCAUGUCUCAAGAGAUCUCGGAGAUAUCUCCCCAGUUAAUACAAAUGACUAUAAUGCAUUGGUUGAUGAGAUUAUUGUGCUCAAGGCUAAAGAACUUAACCUCAAAUAAAAGAGUCUACAAAAGAAAGAACAAAAAGUCAUCAAAGAGAACAAAAGUGGAGAAAAAGAAAGCCUCCAAAAGACAAAAAGAGGAUAAAACCGUUUCGAAAUUGGCCAGUAUUGAAGAUUCUUCUGAGAAAUUUCUAGAUCAGAAAAUCAAAAAUACUAUCUCAGAAUUUAAGGAUUCUUCUGUAAAAGAUCAUAAGGAUGAGACUCACUCAACCUUCUAUUUAGGGAAUGAUCAGAGAGAAGAAGUUCCUUUCACUACUUUUAGGGACUCAUUCUGGCAAAAGGAAGAUCUCUUUAGCCAGAAUGUUUGAGGAUUUGAUAUUCCUAUAUCAAACCCUUAUUCACCAGACCAUUUGCAAUUAGAGAGCAUUUGUUCUGGAUCUGCUGUUGACUCAAACAUAACAGCAGGUUACUUUUAGGAAUUUUAGG
Molecule: messenger RNA, 897 nt
Organism: Moneuplotes crassus
Lineage: Eukaryota; Ciliophora; Spirotrichea; Euplotida; Euplotidae
Source: the annotation of a GenBank genome assembly